UGCCCUCCAGUGACACCUCGGCGCUGAGCCGUAGGAACACGGUAUGAUUACACACGAGACCUCUACCGUCACCUGGGCAUAACGGGGCACGCAACCUGACUCUCUGCAUGUGCCUUUUUAUGAAGUUGUUCCCGUUACAUUCAGAAACAUUUUUUUUUUACCGGGAAGUAUUUACCUGGAUAGCAGCACGCUGGAAGAACUAAGUAGCAUAACUUUCGUUCAGUUUGGACUAUUUUAUGCGAAGUUCAAGAUUUGAAAAUGUGGACUAAAUGGACCUAAAAUAUCCGGUAAUGGCGUAUCGAUAAUGACGACCGUCCUAUCCUGUAACAGAAGUGGUCAACUACGUUGAAAUUGGAUGCAUUUGUAUUUGUGUGGGGAAAUGAUCUAGGACAGCCUUCGAUACUUUCACCCCGAUCGUCAUGAACUCCGAAAAGCCCCGUUUUCUAUCGCAACCUGUCGUGAAGAACAUUUUCGUGUAUCGAAAUGGAGAUCCGUUUUACGAGGCUCGCCGGUUAGUGGUAAACCAAAAGAGAGUGUCCAAUUUCGAUACUUUUCUUCGAGAUGUGACCGGGGGUGUGCAGGCUCCGUUUGGAGCGGUUCGGAACAUCUACACCCCUCGAAUGGGCCAUCGGGUGGCCUGCCUGGACCAUCUACAGAGCGGGGAACAAUAUGUCGCUGCCGGGAGAGAGAAAUUCAAGAAAUUGGAUUAUUCACAGAUAGGUUCCAAAAAGAAGAGGAUGCUCCUUACUUCUUCAGGACAGCCUUAUCCACAGGCUAAACCGGUGCCCCAGAGUCGAAUCAUUGUAUCAGCAAGAUUCCUGAAACCCAUCAAAGAGCCCUGUUCGAUUUUCGUGGUAGCGAAUGGUGAUGUGUUGACCCCAGCAUUAAGACUGCUGAUACCCCAACGGAUACUGGACCAAUACGACAGGGUUCUGGAGAUGAUCACUGACAAAAUGGGUUUGAGAAUCCUGGGCCUUUACACCUUUGAUGGAAAUCAUGUGAACGAGGGAAAGGACUUGGAGAGUGGACAGUUUUACGUGGCUGUUGGGAGAGACAAGUUUAAAAGACUUCCUACAGUGACCUUCUGUUCACCAAACCAAGGGGAAUACGAAGGACUACAGG
Molecule: messenger RNA, 1122 nt
Organism: Oncorhynchus gorbuscha (pink salmon)
Lineage: Eukaryota; Metazoa; Chordata; Actinopteri; Salmoniformes; Salmonidae
Product: doublecortin domain-containing protein 2-like
Exons: 5
Biological process (GO): regulation of cilium assembly; neuron migration; cilium assembly
Cellular component (GO): microtubule organizing center; kinocilium; microtubule
Source: RefSeq, a predicted model, not a curated record